AUGUGGGCGUCACUGUUCUGGUUGGCCGCGCUGGCAGCACUCAGCAAGGCAUGCACGCCGAGCGUCACAACCGUGAGCGGGUCACACGCCCCCGCCACCGUCUGCUCGGGUGCUCUGAUCUUCAGCGAUGAGUUCAAUGAGUUUGACCUUGAGAAGUGGCAGCAUGAGAACACGCUUGGCGGCGGAGGUAACUGGGAGUUCCAGUACUACAGCAACAACCGCACCAACUCGUUCGUGCACAGCGGCAACCUGUUCAUCAGGCCUUCGCUGACGUCCAACCAGUUCGGCGACGCCUUCCUUACCAGCGGCACUUUGAACAUUCAUGGUGGAGCUCCCGCUGAUGAAUGUACAAACCCGCAAUGGUACGGCUGCGAGCGCACCGGUACCCCCACCAACGUAUUAAACCCAAUCAAGAGCGCGCGUGUGCGGACCGUCAACUCCUUCAACUUCCGCUAUGGACGCGUCGAGGUGCGCGCUAAGAUGCCCGCUGGAGACUGGCUGUGGCCUGCUAUCUGGCUAAUGCCCGCCCACAACGUGUACGGCACCUGGCCUUCCUCUGGCGAGAUCGACCUGGUGGAGUCCCGCGGCAACCGUAACAUGCUCCACAACGGCCUCCACAUCGGUACCCACGAGGCCAGCUCGACCCUGCACUACGGGCCCUACCCUGAGCUGAACGGCUAUGAAAGCGCUCACUGGAUCAGGAGGAAUACCAAUGGGUACAAUAGCAACUUCCAUCGCUAUCAGCUUGAAUGGACGCCAGACUUCCUAAGGUUCAGCAUCGAUGACGAGGAGCUGGCCCUCAUGGCUCCGGGCAAUGGCGGGUUCUGGGAACACGGCGGCUUCGGCCAAGGACGAGACAUCAGCAAUCCUUGGCGCUACGGCACUAAGAUGGCGCCUUUCGACCAAAAGUUUUACCUCAUUAUGAACCUUGCUGUCGGCGGCACCAUCGGAUUCUUCCCUGAUGGUGUGUCCAACCCUUCCCCCAAGCCUUGGUCGAAUGGCUCUCCUACUGCUUCGACAGACUUCUGGAACGCUCGGAACGAAUGGCUGCCGACCUGGAAUCUGGACGUGAAUGACGGCCAGGACGCCUCUAUGCAGGUCGACUACGUGCGAAUCUGGGCUCUCUAACAACCUUCUUUCUUCACAAAUGGGCAA
Cydia strobilella is the source of this 1155-nucleotide messenger RNA. RefSeq names its product beta-1,3-glucan-binding protein-like (gene BGRP4). The record is from RefSeq and is a predicted model, not a curated record. Lineage: Eukaryota; Metazoa; Arthropoda; Insecta; Lepidoptera; Tortricidae. The transcript is spliced from 7 exons. Gene Ontology annotation, molecular function: hydrolase activity, hydrolyzing O-glycosyl compounds. Bases 1 to 1128 code for a protein of 375 amino acids. Gene Ontology annotation, biological process: carbohydrate metabolic process.